Messenger RNA from Pediculus humanus corporis (human body louse), 1041 nucleotides. Its product is annotated as Variant-surface-glycoprotein phospholipase C, putative. The record is from RefSeq and is a predicted model, not a curated record. The transcript has 2 exons. Gene Ontology annotation, molecular function: phosphoric diester hydrolase activity. Gene Ontology annotation, biological process: lipid metabolic process. NCBI's taxonomy places the organism in Eukaryota, Metazoa, Arthropoda, Insecta, Psocodea, Pediculidae. Bases 1 to 1041 code for a protein of 346 amino acids.
AUGAGCACAUUACAUCUAGUCAAUUCUAAUGCAUUUAAAAUAAUUUCUAGGGAUGCACAAUCAAGAGCAGGAAUAUCAAAUUCAAACUCACAAUUACUUAAAUCACCAAUUCCAAGUUUGAAAAGUUUUAGAAUAAAUUUAGAAAGUUGGAUGGAAUAUUUACCAGAAAAUUUGACCCAAAUCCCAUUCAUUUAUUUGGCAAUACCCGGUUCUCACAAUUCGUUCAGCUACAGUAUAUCACCUAAUUCAGGUGUGAGUCCAGAUUCUCCAUUGGUUGUACAAAAUAUUGGAAAAUGGUGUAAACCCCUAGGAAAUAAAAUUAUAUUCAAAUGGUCACAGGGUCAACAACAAGAUGUCACUAGACAAUUAUAUUUAGGGAUAAGAUAUUUCGAUAUAAGAUUGGUUAUAUAUAAAAAUAACGAUAUAGUUGUAGCUCACGGUUUAUACGGUGGACGGAUACAAGGUUUCCUAGAGGAAAUCAAUCAAUUUUUAACGUCUCACCCGAAAGAAUUUGUCGUAUUAGAUUUUCAACAUUUUUACGAAUUCAAAACGGAGGAUCACGAAAGAAUGAUAACUCUAUUGGUGAACAUAUUCGAUGAUAAAAUAUGUCGAAGGGAUAGAAGAAUGAGAGAGAACACAUUGGAUUUAUUUAGACAAUUUGGAAAUCAAAUAUUAAUCGUGUACAGGCAUAUAAUAACAAAAUUAAAUGAUAUUUUUUGGCCAUCGGGAACGUGGCACACUCCCUGGCACGAUAAAAUCGACGUUAACGAAUUAUUGGAAUGUUUAAAUAAGGGUUUAACAGAAAGGAAAGAUGGAAUGGGUCACGUGACUCAAGCCAUAUUGACGCCGAAUGUUAAAUACAUAACACUACACACAUUUGGUAGUUUGAAAAAAUUGGCAUAUAAAUCAAAUGAAAAAAUUGUUUCUUGGUUGGAAACUAAAACGUGCGGAAUGGGUGGCGUUAACGUCGUCAUAUGCGAUUUCAUUGAAGGUUACGAUUUCACAGAAAACGUCAUCAAAAUAAAUUAUAAAAAUUUAUAG